AUGGCGGCAAUGGCGAAUCUCCCUAAUACCAUAGAAGCUAAUACUGCUGCGACUCUGCAAGCUAUGCAGAGAUUGGGCCAACUGGCUGGGAACGGAAAUGGCAAUGGGAAUGGCGAAGGGAAUGCCAAUGAUAAUACUGAGGGAAACGGUGAUAACACGGGAGGAGUUUCGAUGACUUUGGCGACGUUCCUCAAGGUUCAUCCGCCAACUUUCCGAGGGCCCACAAAUCCUAUUGAAGCAGACCAUUGGUUCCAGGCUAUAGAGCGUGCUAUACAGGUGCAGCAUGUUCCCCUCAAUCAAUAUGUAGAAUUUGCCGCUUAUCAACUAACGGGAGAGGCCCAGCCCUGGUGUCAAGCUGAGUUGUUCCAAACGGCUUUUUAUAAGAAAUACUUCCACGAGUCUACAAGGGAAGCAAAGGAGAUGGAGCUAAUGCAGCUGAAGCAAGGUUCCAUGUCUGUGGCUGAGUAUACCAACAAGUUUGAAGAGCUUUGUAGGUUUUCCCAGGUGUGUCAGGGUUACCCGGAGACUUUCGAGAGCUGGAGGUGCAUUAAGUACCAAAGGGGUUUGAAGGACAAAAUUAUAACUGCUGUGGCUCCUAUGAAGAUCCGUGUUUUCUCCGACUUAGUGAACAAGGCUAGAGUAGUGGAAGAAUAUGCCAAGACCGUGGCAGCAUCCAAGGACACUCACGGAGGGAGCUCUGGUCGGGGGCGUGGCAAGUAUUUUCAUCCAAGAGGACAAAGCUUCAAAAGAGAAGGAUAUGCACCUCAAGGCCAAGGGGGCUUCAGAAAGAACAAUCAGAAUCAGUUCCAGUACGCUAAAGGAAGAGGAAAUCAGAGUGGUUGCUUCCAUUGUGGGUUACCUGGAAAUAGAAUCCAUUGA
Messenger RNA from Arachis duranensis, 879 nucleotides. RefSeq lists its product as uncharacterized. The transcript is spliced from 2 exons. The coding region runs from base 1 to 879 and encodes 292 amino acids. NCBI's taxonomy places the organism in Eukaryota, Viridiplantae, Streptophyta, Magnoliopsida, Fabales, Fabaceae. The record is from RefSeq and is a predicted model, not a curated record.